This is a messenger RNA of Harmonia axyridis, 2011 nucleotides long. RefSeq lists its product as uncharacterized. The transcript is spliced from 4 exons. Gene Ontology annotation, biological process: regulation of apoptotic process. NCBI's taxonomy places the organism in Eukaryota, Metazoa, Arthropoda, Insecta, Coleoptera, Coccinellidae. Bases 286 to 1110 code for a protein of 274 amino acids. The record is from RefSeq and is a predicted model, not a curated record.
GAUUAUUUACACCAAGAUAGAGCAUAGUGAGAGAGAAAACGUGGCCGAAAUAAGAUAGCAAUAUGUUUAUUAUUUUCGUCAAAAUCAAAACACAUUCCCGCAGCUCCCUAUUGGUGGCUUUCUACCACGUGACCUGGACGUGCGAAUGAAUUUCAUUAUGGCCGCCUUCUUUGACAGCUGAUGCUUAGGUGCAACAAGUUCAAACUCAUCGUUUUGAGUUAACCAAGUGAUUUUUGUAGUGAAAACGAGGUUGGACAAUAAUUAUUUGCUGUAUUAAGCUGAAAAAUGGUUAAUUCCUGUGUGAUAUGUAAAAAAAGCACCAGUAAAGACUGCGGGCGAUCCAUACAUCGUUCCAGUAGCACAUCUCCAGAUGAAAGGCCUGUGACUCCAGAACCAUUAGAUACUAAUAAGCUAGGUAGUGUCAGGGAAUCCUCAAAACUGAGUAAUUCUGAACUAUCCAGAACUUUAACAGCUAGUGAUUUGUCUGCUACACUGACUACUUCAGAUUUAUCUGCUACAUUGACUGCUUCAGAUUUAUCUGAUACAUUAACCGCUUCAGAUUUAUCUGCUUUUUUGACCGAUACAGAAUCCUCUGGUGCUUUGACAGUUUCAGAAUUGUCCGGUACUAUGACAGCUUCAGAAUCGUCAAGCAACUUGGUAUCCUCGGAAGUAUUAACAGUAGCACAUCCAACUACUUCUGAAGCUAAAAGUUCUGUACCAAGACCAAGAAAAAGAAAAUGUUUUGUUGGUGAUGUAAGGGAUGAAGAUUUCAGGACACCAAAACAAGGAAAAUUUGCCUUCUCCCUUGCUAAACGAAAAAUUGCAGAACAGAAAAAGAAACUGAAAGCAUUGAGGAUGAAGAACAGAAGACUGCAACAGAAAAUUUCAGAUAUUUCAGGACUACUGAAUAAUUUGAGGGAAAUGAACCUUAUAUCCGAUAAUGCUCAAGAUUAUAUAGAGGCAUCGUUACCAGGUCCUAGUAGAGAUAUGGUAAAUAGACUCAUAAGGGGAUCAAAAAAUCAGAAAUUUACACCUUCUCUACGAGCAUUUGCCCUAUCAAGGCAUCCAAAUUUGUCAUUAAGAUAUGCACACAAGCAGAAAAAACAAUAAGAUAUAUGAUUUCUAACAACCCUAAUAUUUUGAGUACAAAGUCUGAAAAUUUAAUCAAUAAGUUGAUUCAUAAUUGUAUUGUCUGUUUACCAGAUGAUGUUUUGAAUGCAUUUGGCAAUCAUGUAUUUGAUGAAGGGUUUCUAGAAAGUCAUGAAUUGCCUUUGAUAAAACUGAUAUUGAAAAGAUAUUUCACUAUAAGAAUUCACCACGAGACAAGAAAAAUGAGCGAUCAAGUGGUGAAUCGAGUAAGAAGCAUGCUCACACAUCUGAUUUUGUAUCAGAAUCAAUAAGUUUUUUUUUUAUCUUUACAAUUGUUAGUUUUAAGUUUUAGGGUGAUCAGGGUGUAUAAAACACUCUUUUUUGAUUGUGUACUUUUCGAUCCUGUUUGGAUUCAAUUACCAAGGACUAUAGCAGUAGUAGAUAUGGAUUCUUAGUUAUUUUAUUAUAAACAUUUCUGAAGAAUCGAUUAUCAGUAUAUUUUAGUUACCUAUCGUAUUUCUUCAAAUCAUUAUUGUAAAAAUCAUUUAUUUUAUGUUACAUGUUAUUUUUUAUGGAAGUUAUUAAUACAUCCUUGCUUGAUAAUCAAUCCUGAUUAUGCAGGCUUUCAAGUUUCAAUUGCUAUUCCACUAUAAAUACUGAUUCUCCGUCCAUUCCAUUGCAAAACUCACAAAAUUCCAAUCAUCUAUCUUAUAUAGUGGAACAAAACUAUACAUUCAUAAUAUCAUUUGCUCUCAAAGGUGCAGGUAAUGGAUGGACAAGGUUUCAGUAAGUAAGUAAGGCCUAUUACAGCAUUAAUGAGAACUGAUAUGAUUAUACUUCACACUUGAUGUAAAACUGACCUAUCUAAUACAUUUUCAUGUCGAACUGGAUCAAUAAAUUUAUUGUUAUUUUUGUUAUUCAA